CGUGUGUGUGUCUUUUCCGAGCGUGCCUGCGUGUGUGUGUGUGUCUGCGCAUGUGUGUGUGUGGCUGCACCGCGGCAGCGAGGAUAUGUAGCUUCCAGUAGGCAAGCCUGCCUGGAUCAUUCUGCCGCAUGUUGCUACCACCACCACCAUUGCGCAAAGGAAUUCCCUGCUGCCGUGACUGUGUGUGUCAGAGAGAGGGAGAGAGACACAGAGAGAGACAGACAGAGAGAGAGGGAGACGGGGGAGCUGCCAUGUAGCACAGCAACGCUGGAGGACAGUGGGAGGACAUUAGCUUGCUCUCACACCGGAUUCUAACUCGGAAGCUGCAGUGUGUGGAAGACGUUGGAAGCUGUGUGUGUGUGUGUGUUAGAGGGAGGACAGUGUGUCUUCUUUUUUUUCUUGGAAGCGAUGGUGCUCCAGGAUUGUGCGUGUAUGUGAGGAGUGUUGUGUGUGUGUGUGUGUGUGUGCGUGGAUAAGCCCGCACAGUGUGUGUGUUUGUGUUCCUGAUGCGGUCGGAGCGUGCGAGUCGUGUGUGUAUCGUGGUGUUGGAGGAGGUGGAGGAGGACGAGCCCUCGCCCCCACCUCACCCAAAAAGCUCUCUGGACCGCAGAUCCCAUCAUGCACCACGCAGAGCUUCCACACAGGAAGACAAGCCGUCUCUGCUGAGAGCCAUCUUCAACGUGGACCCAGACGAAGUCCGCUCCCUCAUAUUCAAGAAGGAAGAUGUCAACGUCCAGGACAACGAGAAGCGGACCCCCCUGCACGCUGCUGCCUACCUGGGAGACGCUGAGAUCAUCGAGCUGCUCAUCCUCUCAGGGGCCAGGGUAAAUGCCAAAGACAACAAAUGGUUGACUCCUCUUCACCGAGCGGUAGCUUCUGGCAGCGAGGACGCCGUGACGAUGCUUCUGAAGCACAGCGCAGACGUCAACGCCCGCGACAAGAACUGGCAGACGCCGCUCCACGUCGCCGCCAGCAACAAGGCGGUGCGCUGCGCCGAGUCGCUGGUCCCGUUGCUGAGCAACGUCAACGUGUCAGACCGGGCAGGGCGCACCGCCCUGCACCACGCCGCCUUCAGCGGACACCUCGAGAUGGUGAAGCUGCUGCUGUCCAGGGGGGCCAACAUCAAUGCGUUUGAUAAGAAAGACAGGAGAGCGAUCCACUGGGCGGCCUAUAUGGGUCACCUGGAGGUGCUAAGGCUGCUGGUGUCCAGCGGGGCAGAGUUGAACUGUAAGGACAAGAAGGCCUACACUCCCCUGCACACUGCUGCCUCUAGUGGCAUGGCCAGCACAGUGCAGUACCUGCUGAGCCUGGGCGUGCAGAUCAACGAGCUGAACACGUAUGGAAACACCGCCCUGCAUGUUGCGUGCUACAACGGUCAGGACGUGGUGGUGAACGAGCUGAUCGCGGCGGGCGCCAGCGUCAACCAGGUGAACGAGAGGGGCUUCUCAGCGCUGCACUUUGCGGCGGCGUCCCGCCAGGGGGCGCUGUGUCUGGAGCUGCUGAUGAGCAGUGGAGCUGACGUCAACAUCCGGAGUAAGGAUGGGAAGACUCCUCUCCACAUGGCAGCUGUCCACGGGCGUUUCUCCCGCUCCCAGGCCCUCAUCCAGAACGGAGCAGAGGUCGACUGUGAGGACAGGAACAAGAACUCGGCGCUGCACAUCGCCGCUCGCUACGGACACGAGCUCAUCAUCAACACGCUGAUAAACAACGGAGCCAACACCGCCAAGCGGGGCGUCCACGGAAUGUUCCCCCUCCAUCUCGCGGCCCUCAGUGGCUUCUCUGACUGCUGCCGGAAACUGCUGUCCUCGGGCUUUGACAUAGACACCCCAGAUGACUUUGGAAGGACCUGUCUACAUGCAGCCGCGGCCGGAGGGAACCUGGAGUGUCUGAACCUGCUGUUGAACACAGGAGCAGACUUCAACAGGAAGGACAGAUUUGGAAGGGCCCCCCUGCACUACGCGUCUGCUAACUGUAACUGCCAGUGUGUGUUUGCCCUGGUGGGCUCCGGGGCCAGCGUGAACGAGCUGGACGAGCGAGGCUGCAGCCCCCUGCACUACGCUGCUGCCUCCGACGCCGAGGGCAAGUGUCUAGAGUACCUGUUGAGGAACGAUGCCAACCCCGGGGUCCGAGACAGAGAGGGCUACAGCCCUGUUCACUACGCCUCGGCUUACGGACACACUCUCUGUCUAGAGCUGAUGACCAGUGAAACGCCCCUGGAUGUGUUGAUGGAGAUUCCAGGGACAGACGUUCUGAACGACUCAGACAGCCACGCAUCCGUCAGCCCUCUACACCUCGCAGCGUACCACGGCCACUGCUCCGCCCUGGAGGUGCUGCUGGGCUCUCUGCUGGAGGUGGACGUGAGGACCCCCGAGGGCCGGACCCCCCUGACCCUGGCCUCCUGCAGGGGCCACUCGGAGUGCGUGUCCCUGCUCCUGCACCACGGAGCCUCCCCUGUGGCCAGGGACUACGCUCAGAAGAGAACGCCUAUACAUGCUGCAGCCAUGAACGGCCAUCCGGAGUGCCUACGACUUCUAAUCAGCAACACCGACACACACACUGUGGACAUACAGGACACCAACGGACAGAGCCCCCUGAUGCUGGCGGUGCUGAGUGGACACACAGAGUGUGUGUACUCUCUGCUCAGUAAAGGAGCUAACGUGGAGGCCAACGACCGCUGGGGGAGGACAGCACUGCACCGUGGGGCAGUGACGGGCCACGAGGAGAGUGUGGAGGCCUUGCUGCAGCGCGGGGGCAGUACGUGUGCCCGGGACAGCAGAGGGCGGACCCCCUUCCACAUGGCGGCUGCCUGCGGCCACGUGGGGGUCCUGGGAGGCCUGCUGCAGGCCGCCUCCUCCUCCCUCACCCCCACGCCCAUGGCAGACCACCAGGGGUACACACCCCUGCACUGGGCCUGCUACAACGGAUAUGAUGCGUGUGUGGAGGCCCUGUUGGAGCAGGAGGCGUUCAGGAAGGCUCAGGGGAACUCCUUCAGCCCGCUGCACUGUGCUGUCAUGAACGAUAACGAAGGAGUUGCUGAGAUGCUCAUCGUCUCUCUGGGUCCUUCUAUCAUCAACGUCACAGAUGCCAAGGGCAGGACCCCCCUGCAUGCGGCGGCGUUCUCCGACCACGUGGAGUGUGUGUCCUUGCUGCUCUCCCAGGGAGCGGUGGUGAACACGGCCGACUCACACACACACACCACCCCGCUGAUGAUGGCCGCGCACAACGGGCAGACCAACGCCGUAGAGAUGCUGGUCAGCAGUGCCAAAGCAGACCUCGCUCAGCAGGACCACCACAGGAACACAGCCUUACACCUGGCCUGCAGCAAGGGUCAUGAGACCAGUGCCUUGUUGAUUCUGGAGAAGAUCAGUGACAAGAACCUCGUCAACUGCACCAACACGGCUCUGCAGACACCCCUCCACGUAGCUGCCAGGAACGGUCUGACUGUGGUGGUCCAGGAGUUACUGGGGAAAGGAGCCAGUGUGUUAGCAGUGGAUGAGAAUGGGUACACCCCGGCCCUGGCGUGUGCGCCCAACCGAGAUGUAGCCGACUGCCUCGCCCUCAUCCUCAACUCCAUGAUGCCGACCUCGCCCAUGGUCACCAUAGCAACGAUCCCCGGGCUUGCGCUCGGCGGCGGCCGCGGGGUCGUCGAUCACCCCGGCAGCCGCCAGUCGAAGGGCGUGGCUUUUGACGCCCCGCCCCCCCUGAGGCCCGACCACACCUCCUGCUGCAGGCAGGACCGCCCACUCUCCAUCGACGACGAGCUCAACGACUCUGACUCCGAGACUUACUGAGGACCUGCCCACCCCCCCCCCCCCCCACACGGGUGGGAACUGGGACACGCCCACUAUGGGGACACGGGACACGCCCACCAUGGGCCACGGGACACGCCCACUAUGGCCACAGCCGUUGACAAGGUUGUCAGGCCGACAACUCAGGAGCCUUAAAACGAACUGAGAGAAGGAGGGGAGACGAGAGAGAGGUCUAUGGUGUCGGUCUGAAGACUUAAGUCUCUUCUUAAGGACUAAAAAGAUGCAACGUCAUGAGCCACGUGCUGUCAUCCAUCUGACAAGCGUGGUGGUCGAGUUUCUGACCGGAAAUGAGUUUUCACUUCGAUUACAAUAGUGUUGUUGAUUUUCUGUCUGCUGGGCUUCCCCUGAAGACUCGUUCUACUGAGUCCCACCACGCAUCCUCUCUGCCUUGUAACCGCGGCUACGCCCAGUCUGGAACCGUGGCUACGCCCAGUAUGUAACCAUGGUUACGCAGUCUGUAACCGCGGUUACGCACAGUUUUUAACCACGGUUAUGCCCAGUCUGUACGGAGAGAGCAGAGGGACAAUCUCAGUCCAAGGGACCAAGAGACUCAGGUGUCUGAUCUAAUCUCCCCUGUGACCCCCCCCCCCUCUAUCACACAGUUGAUUCACCUGAUCACUGUGUGAUAGAGUGGUCUUAUGAUUCAAGUGAGUCAAUUCACAUCGGAGGCCAGUGUAGUAAGAGCUGUCUGAUUUAAACAGGAGUGGAUUCUCACAGUGGAGGGAUGUAUGUAUAAAUGACUGAUUGAUGCUGUUCUCACAGGAGGGGGGAGUCAUUUGGAUGUUAACACUAAGGCCUUUCUGUGAAGUUACUCUGGUGCAAAGCAGCUACUGCAUUAGGGAGGUGCCUGUAAGGGUUGCUGCUGGACUCUACUGACUGGCUGAACUAGGAUUAAGCUGGUCUGAAAAUCACACUACCCUCAGUGGAGGAGUUUAACUGAUCUCGUAGUUGUGGGCCGGGAAAGCAGUUCUUCAUGUCUGUGUACUGUACUGGAGACAGGAAAGAGUGUGUAAGUGUGUGUGCAAUACAGUUUGUGUACGAUACCAUGAAUGUGUGUGUGUCUGUGUCUUUGAGGUAUGUUGGCUUUUUAGGCACAUUCAUGGCCACUGGUUUAACGUUCUUAAAUAAUACUAUGUAAUGGAUAAAUACAUUUCUUUUUCGAAAUCUUAAA
Messenger RNA from Osmerus eperlanus (European smelt), 4980 nucleotides. It is a transcript of the gene ankrd28a, whose product is annotated as serine/threonine-protein phosphatase 6 regulatory ankyrin repeat subunit A. Gene Ontology annotation, biological process: protein localization to ciliary inversin compartment. Bases 507 to 3791 code for a protein of 1094 amino acids. NCBI's taxonomy places the organism in Eukaryota, Metazoa, Chordata, Actinopteri, Osmeriformes, Osmeridae. The record is from RefSeq and is a predicted model, not a curated record. Gene Ontology annotation, molecular function: protein binding. Gene Ontology annotation, cellular component: ciliary inversin compartment. The transcript is spliced from 29 exons.